AUGGUUGGUAAAAUCAGAGUAUUCAAAGAUGUAAUUAGUAGUAUCAAAUUGAAACAAUUUGCUGAAAUAAAUGGCUUAACUAUAAAUAAUAGGUGCAAGGUAGGUUCAGAUAUUACGGAUCAUUUGUUAUCAUUUACUCCACUUCAAUAUCCAUUGUCUAAAGAUGGGUAUUUCGAUUACUUGAUGCCCGAUAAGAUUGAUAAUAAAUGUCUGAAUUUCCUUAAUGAUUGUAAGAGUGGUACUUAUUUGAGACGAGUAUGGGGUGGUGGUUCACUGAAAUUGUUUUCCUCCAUUGAACAUGAUAAAAUUUAUUCUUGUGUUGAGUCAGUUAAGACUUUGAAAAGGACAUUUAGUGGUAUAUAUGUCAUUUUGAAAAGGGAUAUAAUACAUGCUGAUGAUACCAACACUAGUAAUCAUGAGUCAUCAUCAUCAUCAUCAUCAUCAGUAUUGUUACAAGAAAUUAGGAAUCUUGUAUACACAGAUUCUGAACCUACUGUUAGUUAUUAUGACAAUUUAACUAAUGAUAGAAGUCUCUUAGACGGACAAAUAAUUGAAACAUUUGCUUUUGAAAUAGAUAACGUAACUAAAUAUAAUAUCUUAUCUUCAAAUCCACAUAGGGUUCAUUGGGAUAAAAAUUAUGCUGUAAACAUAGAAAAGUAUAAAGAUAUUAUUGUUCCUGGACCUUACAUUUUACAAUUAAGUACAAAUUUAAUUGAAUCUGCAUUAGGUUCUCCUCUCACUAAUAUUAAGUAUAGAAAUCUUAAUUUUAUCUACUCUACUACUGUAAUUAACCUCUUGGCUGAUUCCAAAUUUAAAACAUUUUGGUUAGUCGAUAAAAAGGAUCCAAGAUUGAUAUAUUUUAUACUUAACAUCGAGGAAAACAUGUAA
This is a messenger RNA of Arxiozyma heterogenica, 888 nucleotides long. It is a transcript of the gene HTD2, whose product is annotated as hydroxyacyl-thioester dehydratase HTD2. Lineage: Eukaryota; Fungi; Ascomycota; Saccharomycetes; Saccharomycetales; Saccharomycetaceae. Gene Ontology annotation, cellular component: mitochondrion. The coding region runs from base 1 to 888 and encodes 295 amino acids. The record is from RefSeq and is a predicted model, not a curated record. Gene Ontology annotation, molecular function: (3R)-hydroxyacyl-[acyl-carrier-protein] dehydratase activity. The transcript has a single exon.